This is a messenger RNA of Paramuricea clavata, 18321 nucleotides long. The record is from the annotation of a GenBank genome assembly. NCBI's taxonomy places the organism in Eukaryota, Metazoa, Cnidaria, Anthozoa, Malacalcyonacea, Plexauridae.
AUGGACAACCAAGUUAGGCUUCAAUGACUUACAUUAACGGUGACAUUGGGGGCUUGGUAUAACCAUAUUGAAUGACACCAAAAACGUACCAUGCAUAAAAUUCGAUACAAUUGUGUUUACGCACCCAAGGGUUUACCAUACUGUAGGACCUAGGCAUUCAAAUUAUAACAAUAAGGUAAAUUUAUAAAGUUUUUUUUUCUAAUGAGUUCAGGAGUAAGCAUAAAAGACACUCAAUUUCUAUCCCAUAGUUAAACCGAAGAAGACCUUCAGGAGAAGAACUACUUGGAACUGACAUAUUGCUUUUUUGGAAGUAAGUUUCAUGACUAUAUUCAGUAAGCGCUAUUUUUGCGUGUUCUCAUUUUAGAUUUUAAGGGUUUAAAUGUAGGUACAGACCGUACAGUGCAUGGCCAUACGACGUCCAAACCAGCCGAAUUGGCGGUUUACUGAGCACACGUCAGAGUUUCGCAACAGGAUAUCCCAUAUGUCUAAACGUAUAGGGCGUUCAAUUAAGGCGUUGUUAUAUAGAGAUAAAUAGCGUAUUACUGCAAUACUAAAAUUCGACAGGGUUUACUACAAAUAAUAGUAGCCAUCAUAUGAUGUUUGCUUUCAUUCCUAUAUUCUGUACAAGCAAUGCUCAGCUGAUGCCUGUUAUUAACUUUAAGUUAUCAAAUUUAAUUGAACAAGAACUAUACAUUUUUGUCGUCUCAGCGUAUCCAAUACUAUGAAAAAUUCUGUUCAGUACAUCACGCCCUGACCACCGUAGCUUAUUUGAACGGUCGUUUAGAUGCAUGAGUGGGGUAUAGUUAUGAAAAAGUUUGCAAACCCGACCGAAUAUAUAACACGCUGAUGUUAGUUGAUCUUUUUUCCUCCUACUAUAACAUAUUAUUCUGUUUGUAGGAACACGCCCAAGUUGACUUGAGAUCGACGGAAAACCACCUCGUAGCGGUUUAAAAAUGUUCAGGUUGUCAGCAAGUUUCGUCGCGCUUUUGUUCGUAACCGGUAAGUAUCCUGAUAGAUUGUGUAUGUUUUAUAUCUAUAUACAUUCUCAGGAUAACAGGUUAAACUAUGGUGGCAUGCAGUAUGUAUACUGAUUUACGUACUAUCUUAAUAAUUACUCAGUUCGUUAAUUAAAACCGCUUCGUAAUUCGUAUUUUACCAAUACCAAUGUUUCAACUUAACAUGAAAUCGUAUAAAUCUUAACCAUGAAUAAUUAUAAGUCGAGGAGUAGCUAAAAACUACCUGUUCUCGACAAACUUUACUGCACGUGUCAUGGAUGGUUUCUGUGAUGAAUACACGCGAACACGUUUGAGUUGAAACUUGCUAAAUACUCGUUAUUCAGUUGACAAUAUUUAUAUUGGUAGUUAAUAGGAACCGGCUUCCAUUAAGUAAGCAGGACGGCUACGCGAAGACGAAUUCUAUUCACGCAAUGAUAUUCUUGAUGUCGUAAGAAACUAGAAGUUAAAUAGCCUCACGGGCACGGGAGUUGCGACUUUUACACAACGGCAAACCAGAGAUUUUCACGUCUCUUGUACAACGCAAACAUUUCAAACAGCAACAAUUUUAGCCAGCCGAAAAACUUUCAACCAGAAAUCCUUUGACUUUUUAAUAUUCUCAAACUGUAUUGAAUUCCUAUACAGUGGACAAUGCACAACAACAGUUUCACAGUAAUUUGUUUGAAGUUUUUUUUGCUUGUCUUCGACGCGUUGCCAUCAUACAUGCUUAUAAUUGAAUUAGGCCCUCGCUGUCAAUUGCAUGCCAACGCCCUUGCUAAUCAGUAUAAGCUUUCACCACGCUGUUAAUUAGUACACAAGAUGUACAAUAUCAUCGUGUUGCUGGAUUUUAUAUACAGCUAAUUGAACUGAGGUUUGUGAUGUUACUCUGAGUGUAUAUCCACACCGGGCGAGCUUGAAAAAUAUGCCCGGCCACGGUGGGAAUCGAACCUACGACCUGAGUACAUAACACCAACACAGAAAUAAUUCAAAUGAGGUUGUCCUGUAAAAACGUGCAAAACGCCACUCUCUAUGAACAUUGUGCUUUUCGCGCUCAUAUAUAUGUUCGCUAUUAAGAGUUGAAAUAGUUUAUGAAUGCAUGUUAGCGCAUUCAUGCAUGCGAAUAAAAUGACUAACUUAGUUCCCGAAGAAGUUGAGCAUCUUCCCACAAAACAUUAACGUUUAAAAGGUUUAGAAAUCCAAUAAAUUCUACCGGGUUUACUACUGAAUUGGGUUAGAAGAGCAAAUGAAAUCCGAAAUGGCUUUCAUUAUGCAACAAUUCAAUGCGCAUGCACGCAUGCCGAGCAUUUACACAAAAGAAUCUCGUUAGAUUCUUAUAGCUAAUAAGUUUCAAAGCCCUCCCAUGUUUGUGCACUGAACUGGAGCAUGAUGAAACCUUACGUAUACAGUGUGUAUAAAAAGAAAGUAAGCCUGUAGCCUUUCAAAUUGAAAUUAACGAUAAUUAUAAUAUAUAACUGAUUUGAUUGUUCUCGACUGCUUUGAGUUAAUGAUACGCGACGAAAACAUGUCUUAUUUUCAAAAGAGAUCAAUUAUAGCUUCAUUUUAAUGGUACUUGUACUGUAUACGGUAUUUCAUUGAGUUGUUCGUACAUGUCCCAUAAGUAGAAAGUCUUUUGUUUUAAGGGUCGCCAACUUGUUCGAAGCAAUUAUAGCUUGUCAGACCUGUUUUAUACGUCGAAUUUUGGUCGCGUCGAAUGCAAUUAAGACAAUAGAUAAUGAGAUGAUAAACCUCGUUAAGCUUCAUUAUCUAUUGUUUGAAUUGCAUUCGACGCGACCGAAAUUCGACGUAUAUAACGGGCCUCAGAUGAAUUCAAUAGAAUAUGGCGUUAUGCUUGAUUUAAAUUUGAAAGGCUAUAUUUUUUAAACACACUGAGUGUAUAGACCAUCAAAUGAAAUUUUUUAUCUUUGUAUAGCCAUUUUAAAUAUUGCUUAUUUAGAAUGGCUUUGCCGCUAUUCUGAAUAAUGCAUUUAUCUUAAAAAAUCCUCUGCAUGCAUCUGUCUAUAUCGGUAUAGUAAAAUGUCAAAAUAUUUAAUAGCCGAGUUAAUAUUAUCGCACUGUAUAUACUUUCUAGCUAAAAUUCUAGCAGAGGACGUUUGUGAAAACAGUGGCACACCAUUAACUGGAACUCAUCAGAAAUGUGAAUGCCCAACUGGAUUUAAAGGAUUUGACUGUAGUGAGAAAGGUGACUUAAUUUAUAAUAUUAAUUUAUUGAUGAUUAGAGUUUAAGAAAACAUUUUUUAAACGUUCAUUAUGCAUGCACUCGCAAGUUGCACUAACAAUCCAAUAGCACCAUGCAAAACUUGAAUACCACCAUACAACGCCAAGAAACAAGUAUUAAUAAUUGUUAUUUUAUUAAUACAUCCAGUUACUGUGUGCGAAGGAAAUCCUUGCAGAAAUUCUGCAGUGUGUGUGGACAAUGAUGAUGGUACAUUCACGUGCAAUUGUCAACCGAACUACGAAGGAAUUUUGUGCGAGAAGAAGGGUAAAGUUAAAAAUGACAAUAUGUCUAUAAUUCUAGAUUAUAUUAAUCCGCAAAAUGCUGCUUCAUUUCUAGAUUAUGCGCAGGGAUGUGUUUCAGCUUCCACCUGCUUUGAGAAUUAGUAAUUUGUUUUUUAAUGUAUUGUCCUUCUGUGUAUAUACCAGUGUUAUCUCUAUCAACAGACCGUAUACUUUGCACUCGAAGACUUGGUUGAUGCAUGCUCUGAAUUUUCAACACUGAUAUAUAAAGAUUAAUAUAAUUCCAAAUUCCAAUAUUAUUAAUAAAGAUUAAUAUAAUAUAUCUCCAAAUUCUAUGCAGCAUCAAAGUCUUAAAGAAGAUUAAUAUCAUUCGGAGUUUUUUGCCAAAUCAUCUUUGCAAAAUUAAUAUAUAAUUUGGACUUUUAAGGUAGCUCGAUACAGUUUUCAAAAACUUUAGGUUGUAUAACAUUUAAUUUAAUUAACAGUUAAUUUAAUUAACAGUUUGAAAAAUCGUAUUUUUAGGUUUUAUGCUGCAGAUAUCCGGAUGUUCGUCCAUUUUAUUGUUUUUUCUUUCAAUUAUGUCCGUUUUGGUAUUACAGUAAUUUUCGUACGCGUUUGUUGCCACUGUAACAAAUGCGUACGAAAAUCACUCCAAUAUAUAAGUAACCAAUUGCUUUGUGUUCAUUACGAAAAUCACUCGCCAUGUUGGACAAGAAGCAUCGGUGACCUCCAAUUUUUUCCCUGCUUACUUGCCUAGCACAUAGACUAUAACAAUGAGCAAAAUACGAAAAAUCUGUAGUACCAUUUCUUAAACGCAAAAAUGUCGUUUUCUUCGAUAAAAUUCACUAUUUGGCAUUACUGCAGAAAUUUUUAUUUUUGGCAAUGAGAUAUAGCGCAUUGUCACGUUUGCCAUUGACAUGCAACGUGUUAAAAAACAUGUAAAAUUUGCGCGAGAUGGGGUGAUCGAGCAACGGUCCUAAUAUAUAUCUAUAUAUAUAUAUCUAUAUAUAUCUAUAUAUCUAUGUCAUUUUGUUUAAUAUUCCCGUCGACACGAAUGAUCACUCUGGUUUGUUCGUAUAUAUCGUAACGUUUUGUUUUAACUAGUAUUAUUUUGGGCAUUCUUGUAUAUAAGGGUUUUCUUAUGUAUUGAUAUAUCGAGCCAUGCACGUUAAGCUGAAAAAUUCCGUCCCCUAUCCAUUUUUUUGUGAACGAGUUUAAGUUUUUGCGAAUUAUAUAAAUGAAUAAUUUUGUGUGAAUCUUGAUAGAAAAAUAUUUUCUGAUAACCGCGUUGUGUUUUUCAGUUCGUCCAUGUGACAUGCAGCCAUGUAAAAAUAAUGGCAUUUGUUCAGAUGAUGGUACAAAAUGUUUCAAAUGUGAAUGUCCUGAUGGAUUCAAAGGAUUUGAUUGUUCCAAAAAAGGUUAUUAACUAUAUAUGAAUAUUUGAUUAUAUAACGAUAAUAUAAGGCAUGCAGGAGUAGAUAGUUCUUUUAUGCUAUAUAUAUAUAUGGUAUACUCGUCUAUCCACACUGGCCGGCCAAAACGUGUUUUAUUAUUUGCCAUGCAUGCAAAAAUACAAUCGACUUAAUAAUAGAUUAAUUCACGGUAUAUAUAGCCAAUGAACUUCGCAAUGUUAUAUCACAAUUUGCACUGAAAAUCCGAUGCAAAAAUUGGGUGGUAAAAUAAAUCGUGUGUGCGUAUGUAUAUGAACUUGAUAUAGGCUAUAUGAAUGUAAAUAUGUUCAAAUGUAAUAAAAAGAUCAACAUUUAACAACAAAUCUCCAAAUAGAGUAAUUUAAUAUCACACAAUGUUCAAAGCAAGUUAGUAACGAUUAUUCCACUCAUCGAUGCAUGGACACUAAUUACUGGUGAGUCCACGUAAUUGUUUCGAAGUAGUUGACCUAUUCAAGGAAUUGAUGCCUAAAAGAAUCGAUAAUUAGCCUACGUUUUUGUCGUCGUUUUUAUGAAGCAUGCAAUCAAUGAAUCCAAAUUAAUAUUUCAUAUAGUUCUACCAUGUGAAGUUUCUCCCUGCCAAAAUGGAGGUGUUUGUUCCAACGAAGAAGACGGAAGUUUCAAAUGUACCUGUACAACUGGCUUUACAGGUUUGGUGUGUACUAGGAAAGGUAAUUGUGUAUGUUAAAUUUACAAAUAAUUAUUUGAACCAUACUAAAACGGUAGGACGAAUCGAAAUCUUUCUGUUUGCAUACGAGAUUUGUUCACGCGUAUAUUAAUUUCAUAUUGAAUUAAUUAAAUGAUUGGAAGAAUAAGAUAUCAUGAAUUGAGAUAAGGGACAAUGUUAUUUGCUGAAACUGAAAGCUGAGCCAGUGGCUGCAUAUUGUCAAAAGUCGCUUAAUUUAAUUUGGACCAAUCCAAAUGCAGGAAAUGCUAUAGACACUCCACAAUUUCUAUGCUACGGAGAACUAUAGCCAGCACUCCCGCAAGCGAACCCUAACGGAAUGUUUACAUCUGAGCGGGCUAGCCCGACUAUCCGGACCAUCUGGACUGAUUUGUGGCACAAAAACUAGAUUAAGAUUUCAUUUGAAGAUUUCAUAUGUUAGGUUUUCGACUUUAUUUCAAAGGUGUCAACAGAGAUAAUCGUGGACCAUUCUGCCAUUGACACCUUUAUUCCUUUUAAAGCAAACCACGUGAAGUUCACAUAAGUAUACUGAUGUGUAUGCAAUUUAAUUAAUGCACCUAAUAUGUCUAUAGUUAUCUAACAUAGCUAUUAAAUUUCGUUUCACAUGUAUAGAGACUCUUUUCGCUUCUACUGUACUGGAAGGUAACAACGAGUGGAUUGACCAACUUCAGGAAUGGCUGCCUUCACAGCUACAGGAGAAGAAAAUGAAACUUUGCUACAGAGCUUCAGAUAAUGGAUGGGCAUCCAGCACUUUCCACAACUUCUGCGAUAACAAAGGACCCACCGUUGUUUUGGUGAAAGUUGGAAAGUAUGCUUUCGGUGGAUAUGCUGCUGCAGCAUGGGGAGGUAAGUCUUAGUCUUCCAAAACCUUGAUACUUUAAUUUACCACCCUUUUCGAGUUUCCAAUUUGUAUGUUUGUGUAUUUGGACGUUUCCUACAACAAGCUAUUAACGUUGAAAUAUGUUAAGCAUGCACGAAAAACGUUUCAUUAACCACCUCAUUUUAUACCCUGGAUUUGUUGUUAUUCACCUAAUUGAAUAUCAACAUUGGGGCAGGUAGUACAAGUACUCAAGUAGCGAAAUUAAUUGAUUCGUAUAUAUGCUAUUCAAAAGUACUCGUGGUUGUAAUGGGUCAAGAGUUGUGAACUGAACUAAUAGCAUUUCCAUUAUUCAUUUGUAUGGGGCUUGCUAGUCUGUUUAUGAGACAUGUGAUUAAUGUUUCAAAUUUCAUUAAAUGCAUGCAAAGCUGAUAAUUAAUAAAAUGUUUGUUGUUUUGGAAUAUACAAUAUAGAUAAGUGCUUGUUAUACUCUCGGGACUAAACGGACUCAAUCAUUUAGGUGGUAAUUGGUAUUCGUAAUCUGCGCUGAAGCCCGGCGCACACUGGUGUAAGUUGCACGCACGCUUGUCAUUCGUGUAAAUUACGUACAACAAAAAUCCUAAGUUUGCGGAAAAAUAUUCAGGAUUUUGGUCACUCGAGUCGUGAACAACGAAUAUCAAACAUGUGUGAUAUUUUCUUUCAUUCAUGACAAAAAUUCCUGGUGUGCGGCAAACAGCUCAUUUUAACUCUGAGCAAAGAAGUGCGCAUGCGUGAUAUCACGUAUUGGGGAAUAUCACGCAAAUAGUAUAUCUGACUGUGGCAGAUAAUAGUUGAUUGAUCAAUUUUUAUCCUGCUAUUUCUUUUAGGUUCAGCUCGUUACAUAAAAGCCGAUACAUCCUUCGUUUUCUCCUUCUCCAAUAGGGACGACCUUGCACCUUUUAAAUCUCCAGUCUACCAAAACAACGCGAACGCAAUGUAUACCAAUAACGGUUAUGGUCCUACAUUUGGAGGUGGUCAUGACAUUUACAUUGCUAACAACGCUAAUGGUGGAACAUCGUCCUACACCAACUUCGGUCACACCUACAAACCACCCUCCGAUUAUAAGUAUACCACAAAAGAAGCCAAGCAUUUGUUGGCAGGAUCCUACAACUUCACUCCGAGUGAUGUUGAAGUUUAUUAUUUUGACAACAGCAAAUAGUUUUGUAGCCUGACAGAUGGUCGGUUCAAUCAAAAUAGUGUGUGUUUGAUAUCGGCUACAUAAUGUCCGUGAAUUAAAUUUAGGUUAUGUAAGACAUAUAUGUAUAAGGUUAUGUGUGAUAUGUAAGGUUAUGUAUGACAUGUAAGGUUAUGUAAGACGUGUAUGAUUAUGUAUGGUAUGUAAGGUUACUAAAAUGUGUUUACGUCAAACAUUUAAAAAAACAACUGAAAUAAAAAGAAUGGGGUUUUUGUAUUGGCAGUUUCAAUGGUGAAUUAAUUUUGACGUAUGAACUAUCGGCUGGAGUUAUUUUUUUAUUUGGAUAGAGUAGAUUCAAAUUAGAAACUACCUGAACAUACCAGGAUUUUUUCAAAAUUUCUCCGAUCCUUGUAUUUUUGAGGUAGUGGUACCCCUAACACGUACGAAAGUUUUGUUAUUACUAGCGAUACCUACACUGCCACAGACAGUAACAGUUCUAACUAUAUAAGAUGGGUUAUAUUGUUUGUUGAAUAUCACAAUUUUAAUUUCGUCUGCCAUCCAUCAUCAUUGCCAUAUUCAAAUUGUCAUUGGAAACGGUACGGUCGGGCCUUGAUCUUCUUUCAGUCUUGGUGAAUGAAUUUUUAGCGCCACCCAGAUACAAAAGUGUCUUGCACCUUAAUGGCUGUUUUACACUUCAACCGUACCGUAACCAUAGCCCAUGGAAGGGGACAUGACUCCGAAACUCAUUAGAAUAACAAUAUAACUCGUUAUCUAUGUUAGUCAACGUUUAUUCAUAAAUCUGGCCCUUCACCGUCACAUGUGUAUUGCAUUUUUGCCCGACUAACCAAUAGCAAUGUUUUAGGAAAGUUUCCUAUCCGUGACUCGAACAAUAGGGUAAUUGGAAAUUACUAUUGGUGGAUUUGGCAAAAAUACAAUACACACGUGACGGUGAAGAAUCAGAUUUGUGAAUAAACGUUGACUUUAUAUUGUUAUUCUUUAUAAUGAGUUUGACAGCCAUCUCCCCUUCGAUAGGCUAUGCCGUAACGUAUCGUAGCAUUUUCUUUUUUUUCGAAGUCAUUAGUUCCACUUUAAUGCUCAGGAAACAAAGAAAUACGCUACACUUCGGUACGAUACGAUUGAAGUGCAAAACGGGCAUAACGCUGAAAGUAUUUUGUAUUAAUAAAGGUAAAACAACUGCAAUUUGCUCCGUGUAUACAGGGUGUCCAAAAACCCCGAAAACUAUUGAAAUCACUUAUUGUUAAAAUUGAAUGCCCUGCUAAAAAGCUGAACGUAAUGAUGCGUAAAGGUGCACGUAUUAAAAUUUAGUUAAGAACAUCUCCUUGUAAAGUGCGCAAUUUUCUGCUCUUGGCAAUUUAAAGCAGCUUCUUAAAUAGUUUCUUUAUGCAUAAAAUUUAUUUGUGUCAAUCAUUUAUGCACUCGUGGGAACCAACAGAGUGCUAAGGCAUUCAAAUUCUAACAAUUAAAUUGUUAUUGGUGAUUUCAAUAGUUUUCGUUUUUUUGGGACACCCAUUUAACUAGUAUACGUGAAAUCUAAACCUGUUUUUGCCAUAUAGUGCGAGUACUGAUAACCUAAUUAAGCCAGUAAACAAUUUUAAUAAAAAUCACAGUUGUGAUUUACCCUAUAACCAUGUAUACAUGCAGGAUGUCUCAAAAAAGGAGAGUACUGAACCCUCGGGUGCCUAAACACCAGUGAAUCGAAUAUUAUGCAUGAAGUUAUUUAAUAAAAAUUUUUUGGUUUCGUUCAACAUAUGAUUAUCUGCUGACUAAUUUGACGUAGCGCAUAAAACAGUAAAAACUCGUUGCCCUUUGGCCUGCUGAACCAUUGUUACUCGAACUAACAGUAUGAUUAAUUUGUAACUUGACUUUCUUACCAUUUUUGAGGAGUCACUCUCCUUUACGCUAUUAGAAGCUACUUUAAAUUUCCAUGCUGGAGCAGAAAAUCUUGGGCUUAAUCAAGGCCUGAUAUUUUAAAUAUCUAAAAGUCUCCUUUUUUAAUAUAUGCACCAUGUCAAUAUUGCACGCAUGCGAGGGUUCAGCAUAUCAAUCAAUCAAUCAAUCAAUCAAUCAAUCAGUCAAUCAAUCAAUCAAACUAUCAAUCAAGAAAUUUAUUCAAGGUACCUUAAUACAAUACAUUUAAGAUAUACAGGGUGUCCCAAAAAACCCGAAAACUAUUGAAAUAACGUAUUGUUAGAAUUUGAAUGCCUUAACACUCUGCUGAACCCACACAUGCAUCAAAGCUUGACGGGUUUUAUUUCUUACGUCAAUAUUUAAUAUAUGCACACUUGUCAAUAUUUUACGCCCUUUGCGUCAGCUUAGCGCUAGGGCAUUCAAAUUUUAACAUUACGUUCAAUGUUUUGUGGUUUUUUUGGGACAACCUGUAUAUAAGAAAAAUUCCUCCAACUGGCUCCAAGGAAUUCAAAUUAUAUAACAAUAGCAUAAUUUCUAAAGGUCUCCUUUUUAAAUUUUACACCAUGUUAAAUUGCACAUGAAAAUUCUAAUUGAAAGUUAAAACGACUUAGAGAUUAGGCCUGACAGUUGUGUCAGUUCGAUUAAGAAUGAUUCAACUGACAACAGAACAAAGAGAUUUUACUGUUCGGUUUUACGCGCUGCGUUAAAUUAGUCGACAAAUAAUCAUAUUUGAAGUGUUGAAUGAAACCAAAAACUUUUAAAGUACCAUGCAUAAAAUUCGAUUCGAUUGUGUUUACGCAUCCAAGGGUUCACCAUACUGCAGGACCCAGGUAUUCAAAUUAUAACAAUAAUGUGAAUUUCUAAAGGGUUUUUUUCUGAUGAGUUCAAGAGUAAGCAUAAAAGGCACUCAGUUUCUAUCCCAUAGUUAAACCGAAGAAGACCUUCAGGAGAAGAACUACUUGGAACUGACAUCUUGCUUUUGUUGGAAGUAAGUUUGAUGACUAUAUUCUGUAAGCGCUAUUCUUGCCGUGCAUGUUCUCAUUUUAGAUUUUAAGGGUUUAAAUGUAGGUACAGCCCGUACAGCACAUAGGAUACAACGCCUAAAGCUGCCAAAUUUGCGGUUUACUGAGCAUACAUUCAGGGCUUCGCCACAGGAUAUCCCAUAUGCCUAAACGUGUAGGGCGUUCAAUUAAGGCGAUGUUAUAUAGAGCUAAACAGCGUAUUACUGCAAUACAAAUUUUAACAGCGUUUACAACAAAUAAUAGUCAUCGUGCACCAUGCACAUGAUGUUCGCUUUCAUUCCUAGCUUCUGUACAAGUAAUGCUCAGCUGAUGGCUGUUUUUAACUUUAAGUUAUCAAAUUUCAUUGAACAAGAACUAUAGAUUUUUGGCGUCUCAGUGUAUCCAAUACUAUGAAAAAUUCUGUUCGGUACAUCCCGCCCUGACCACCGUAGCUUAUUUGAACGGUCGUUUAGAUGCAUGAGUGGAGUAUAGUUAUGAAAAAAUUUGCAAACCUGAUCGCGACCGAAUAUAUAACACGCUGAUGUUGAUCUUCUUUUCCUUAUACUAUAACAUAUUAUUCUGUUUGUAGGAACACGCCCAAGUUAAUUUGAGAUUGACGGAAUCGAAAACCACUUCGAAGCGAUUUAAGAAUGUUCAGGUUGUCAGCAAGUUUCGUCGCGCUUUUGUUCGUAACCGGUAAGUAUCCUGAUAGAUUGUGUAUGAUUUAUCUGUAUACAUUCUCAGGAGAACAGGUUAAACUAUGGUGGAACGCAGCAUGAUUGUAUACUGAUUUACAAUCUUAAUAAUUACUCCUUUCGUUAAUUAAAACGGCUUCAUAAUUCAUAUUUUACCUAUACCAAUGUGAAAACAUGAAAAACUUAAAUGAAAUUGUACAAACUUAAGCAUGCAUAAUUAUAAGUCAAGAAGUAGCUGAAAAGUACCUGUUCUCGGCAAACUUUACCGCAGUUGUCAUGGAUGGUUUCUGUGGUGAAUAUACGCGAAAACGUUUAUACGAGUUGAAACUUGCUAAAUACUGCUUAUUCAUGCAGUUGACAAUAUUUAUAUUGGUAGUCAUUAGGAACCUUCCAUUAAGCUAGCAGGACGGCAAAGCGAGGACGAAUUCUAUUCCCACAAUGAUAUUCCUGAUCUUGUAAGAAAGAAUUUAAUAGCCCCACGGGAGUUAGAACGCUGUGUUUGCGACAUUUUUACAACGGCACACCAGAGAUUUUCACGUCUCUUGUACAACGCAAACAUUUCCAACCGCGACAAUUUUACCCAGCCGAAAAGCUUUCAACCAGAAAUCGUUUGCCUUUAGUAUUCUCAAACUGUAUUGAAUUCAUACAGUUGGGCAAUGCACAACAACAAUUUCACAGAAAUUUGUUUGAAGUUUAUUUUGCUUGUCGUCGACGCGUUGCCAUCAUACAUCCUUAUAAUUUAAUUGCAUGCCAACGCCCUUGUUAAUCAGUAUAAGCUUUUACCACGCUGCUAAUUAGUACACAAGAUAUACAAUAUGAUCGUGUGCUGGAUUUUAUAUACAGCUAAUUCAAUUGAGGUUUGUGAUGUUACUCUUGAGUGUAUAUCCAUACCGAGCGAGCUUGAAAAAUAUGCCCGGCCACGGUGGGAAUCGAGCCUAUACGACCUGAGUACACAACACCAACACAGAAAUAAUCUAAAAAUUGUCCUCUAAAAACAUCCAAAACGUCGAUCUCUAUGAACAUUGUGCUUUUCGCGCUCAUAUGUUCACUAUUAAGAGUUGAAAUAGUUUAUGCAUGUAUGUUGGCGCAUUCAUGCGAAUAAUUUACAGGUAUGCAUGCAUGUUGGUGCAUACAUCAGACUAUUCUAAUUCCCAAAGAAGUUCAUGAGCAACUUUCCACAAACCAUUAACGUUAAAAAGGUUUCGAAAUCCAAUAAAUUCUACCGGGUUUACUAUUGAAUUGGGUUACACGAGCAAAUGAAAUCCGAAAUGGUUUUCAUCAUGCAACAGUUCAAUGAACAUGCAUGCAUGCAUGCCGGGCAUUUACACAAAAGAAUCUCAUUAGAUUCUUAGCUAAUAAGUUUCAAUGCCCUCCCAUGCAUGUAUGUGCACUGAACUGAAACCUGAUGAAAGCUUAUACGUAUAAACAGUGAAAUGAAAUCAUUGAUCCUUUGCCUAACCAUUCUAAAUAAAGCUUAUUUAGAAUGGGUUUGUCGCUAUUCUAAAUAAUGCAUUUACCUUAAAAUAUCAUCUGCAUGCAUCUGUGUAUACCGGUAGUAUAAUGUCAAAUUAUUUAAUAGCCGAAUUAUCGCACUGUACUGUAUAUACUUUCUAGCUAAAAUUCUAGCAGAGGACGUUUGUGAAAACAAUGGCACACCAUUAACUGGAAGUCAUCGGAAAUGUGAUUGCCCAACUGGAUUUAAAGGAUUUGACUGCAGUGAGAAAGGUGACUAAUUUGAAUAAGAUUAACUUAUUGAUGAGUAGAUCACUUUUAAGAAGACAUUUUUUUAUAGUCCAUUAUGCACUCGCAAGUUGCACUAACAAUCCAAUAGCACCAUGCAAAACCAAAUACCACCAUACAACGCCAACAUACAAGCAUUAAUAACUGUUAUUUUAUUAAUACAUCCAGUUACUGUGUGCGACGGAAAUCCUUGCAGAAACUCUGCAGUGUGCGUGAACAAUGAUGAUGGUACAUUCACGUGCAAAUGUCAACCUAACUACGAAGGAAUUCUGUGCGAGAAGAAGGGUAAAGUUAAAAAUGACUAUAUGUAUUAGUAUAAUAUAUUAGUCUGCAAAAUACGGCGAUCAUGCAUUUUUAGCGAGAUUAUGUACAGGUUUUAUGCAGCAGAUAUCGAGAUGUUCGUCUAUUUCAUUGUUUCUUCUCAAUUAUGUCCGUUUUGGUAACACACACUCUGGUAACAUAUAGCCUAUAUAUAAUUGCUUUGUGGUGUCUAUUAUGAAAAUCACUCGCCAUAUUGGAAAAGAAGCUCGGUGACUCCCAAUUCUUUUCCCCUGCAUUAUAUUUACCUAGAAUAUCGACUAUAACAGGAAAAUACAAACUCUGUAGUACCAUUUUUUUAAAGGAAAAAUGUCGUUUUCUUCGAUAAAAUUGAUUUGGCAUUACCGAAUUUUUUAUUUUUGGCGUGCAAUGAGAUAUAGCACAUUGUCUUUUAAUCUUUUAAAAAUUCGCAUUUCCACUGCAUGACUUCAGCAAUUUGCCUUUCUCUCGCGAUCACGGUGCCAUCUAUUCUCGUUAAUCAAUGCAGACAAUUAAUAAAACAAUGUGAAAAGCAAAUUUUCAAACCAAAAUAACCAUUUACAAAGCAAAUUUACCACUGAUCCGCCCAAAAAUUAUAAAAAGUAUAGCUAUUAUGUGGACUGAUCUCGCUCGCAUGUAGACUUCGGCGGCAAGAAAGCCACCCAAAAAUGGCGGCGUCAGACUCGAGGCUAAUUGACAUGCAACGCGUUUUAUAUAACAUGUAAAAUAGCGCGAGAUCGUGUGCGCAUAUGUACAGUCCUUUCGUUAAUAGUCCAGUGGACACGAAUGAUCACGCUGGUUUGUUCGUAUAUAUCGUAACGUUUUGUUUUAACUAUUCUUGUAUUAUUUUGGGCAUUCUUGUAUAAGGGAUUUUGUGUAUCUUAAUAUAUCGAGUCACCUUUUAAUUAAGCUGAAAAAUCCCGUCUCCUAAUGCAUAUUCGGCGAACAUGCAUGCAUGUUUAAAUACUUGCAUGCAAAUUAUAUAAAUUGAAUAAUUUUGGGUGCAUGAAUCUUGUAUGUAGUAAAAUAUUUUCUGAUAACCGCGUUGUGUUUUUCAGUUCGUCCAUGUGACAUGCAGCCGUGUAAAAAUAAUGGCAAUUGUUCAGAUGAUGGUACAAAAUGUUUCAAAUGUGAAUGUCCUGAUGGAUUCAAAGGAUUUGAUUGUUCUAAGAAAGGUUAUAUACUAUAUUAUAUGACUGAUAUCAUAUAUUAACUAUAUAAUAAUGCAUGGAGUAUAUAUUGUUUUUUAUGGUAUAUUUAUGGUAUACUUUUCUAUCCACAAACCAAUUAAAACGUGUUUUAUUAUUCGCCAUGUUCAUGCAAAAAUGUUAUCAAUUUAAUUUAAUAAUAGAGUAAUUCACAGUAUAUAGCCAGUGAAUUUAAGUAUUAUAUCAGUAUUUGCACUGAAAAGCCGAUGCCAAAUUUGGGUAAAAUAAAUCGUGUGUGUAUAUGUAUGUAAAUAUGUUGAGAAGUAAUGAAAAUAUCAACAUUUACUACAAUAAAUCUCCAAGUAGAGUAAUUUAAAAUCGCACAAUGCUCAAAUUAAGCAAUUUAGUAAUAAUUAUUCCACACAUCGAUGCACGGACACGUACUGCAUGGCGAGUCCGUAAUAGUUUCGAAGUAUUUGACCUGUUCACGGAUAUUAAUGCCUAAGAGAAUCAAUACUAUAUGAAUCAUGUUUUUGUCGUCGUUUUUAUGAAGCUUGCAAUCAAUAAAUCAAAAAUUAAUAUUUUACACAGUUCUACCAUGUGAAGUUUCUCCCUGCCAAAAUGGAGGUGUUUGUUCCAACGAAGAAGACGGAAGUUUCAAAUGUACCUGUACAACUGGCUUUACAGGUUUGGUGUGUACUAGGAAAGGUAAUUGUGUAUGUUAAAUUUAAAACUAACAAUUAUUUGAACUAUACUAAAACGUAGCACGAAUCAAAAUAUUUCUCUUUUGCAUGCGAGAUUUGUUCAGGUGUAAUCGUGUAUAAAUAAUUUCACAUUGAAUUAAAUGAUUGGAAACAUAUAAAUAUAUCGUGAAUUCAGGUAAGGGACAAUGUUAUUUGCUGAAACUGAAAGCUGAGCCAUGCAGUGACUGCAUAUAUAAUGUCAAAAGCCGCUUAAUUUGGACCAAUCCGAAUGCAGAAAUUGCAAUAGCCACUCCACAAUUGCUAUACUACGGAGAACUAUAUUUGACAAUCAUAUGUGGCAAUCAAAUUUGACAUGUCUAGUAAAAUCUUUUCCACUUCGCCAUCGCUUCCGCAUACAACCCCCUAACAUGCUGUUUAUGUGAGGCUGCAUGCUAGCCCGGCUAUCUGGGUCAUUUUGACUGAUUUGUGGCACGAAUACGCAUUCUUUGCGGGAAGAGAUGAUUUCAUUGGAAGAUUUCAUACUGUAGAUUUCGACUUUAUUUCACAGUUCUCAACAGAGAUCAUCGCGGACCAGUCUGCCAUUGACACCUUUAUCCUUUUCAAAGCAAACCACGUGAAGUUCACAUAAUUAUACUGAUGUGUAUGCCAUUUAAUUAAUGCACCUAAUAUGUCUAGUUAUCUAAUAUAGCUAUUAAAUUUCAUUUCACAUGUAUAGAGACACUUUUCGCUUCUACUGUACUGGAAGGUAACAGCGAGUGGAUUGACCAACUUCAGGAAUGGCUGCCUUCACAGCUACAGGAGAAGAAAAUGAAACUUUGCUACAGAGCUUCAGAUAAUGGAUGGGCAUCCAGCACUUUCCACAACUUCUGCGAUAACAAAGGACCCACCGUUGUUUUGGUGAAAGUUGGAAAGUAUGCUUUCGGUGGAUAUGCUGCUGCAGCAUGGGGAGGUAAGUCCCAAUCAUCCAAAAUCUUUGAUACCUUAAUUUACCACCAUUUUCCAGUUUCUAAAUUGUAUGUUUGUUGUAUUUGGAAGUUUCCUACAACAAGUUAUUGACGAAUACCUAUUUAAAUUAACGUUGAAAUCUGUGAAGAAUGCACGGAAAACGCUUCAUUAACAACCACAUUUUACACCUUGGUUUUGUUGUUUCACCUAAUUAAUUAUCAACAGUGAGGCAGGUAGUACAAGCACUCAAGUAGCGAAACUAAUUGAUUCGUAUAUGAGCUUUUCAAAAGCACUCGUGGUUAAUUGUAAUGAAGUCUAGAGUUAUGAUCUGAACUAAUAGCAUUCCCAUUAUAAAUUUCUAUGGGGCUUGCAAGGCUGUUUAUGUGACAUAUGUGCAUGAUUAAUCUUUCAAAUUUCAUUAAAUGCAUGCAAAGCUCGGAUAAUUGAUAAAAUGUUUGUCGUUUUGGAAUAUACGGUAUAAUAUUGACAAGUGCUUGUUAUACCCUAUGCACUUAGCGGACUCAAUCCUCUACCUUGUAAUUAGUACUUGUAAUCUGCACUGAAGCCCGAGAACUGAGUGUAAGUUACACGCACGCUAAUUGUCAGUCGUGACCAAUGGACCUUUCCCCUUAUAACUAAAAUUUCGAUCUGGACAAAAAUUUCAUCACAGCUUGAAAGAGCAUCACAAAAUUAGCAAUAUUCCAAAGUUUUGUUGCAAAAUCUUGUAAAAUGCGGAUAAUAUAGCCUUGCGAAUUUGCUGUUUUUCAGUCAUUUUGUAUUACAAACGAGAAAUUUACAUCCGAUUCGGGUGUUGGGGCUGCAAUUUCCCGUUUGUAAUACAAAAUGACUGAAAAUUGCAAACUACGCAAGGCUCUAUUUUCCUCAUUUUACAACAUUUCGCAACGAAACUUUGGAAUAUGACUAAUUUUGUGAUGCGCUUUCAAGCUGUGAUGAAAUAUUUGUCUAGACUUGCCUAGAUCAAAAUUUUGGUUAUAAAGGCCUGAUUCCACACGCGCCGCUUUUUCUCGGCGGAAUGCGAAAUAUUUCGCAUGUUUCUUUUGAAUUGUGAGCAAUCGAGUAGAAAUAAUUUAUUCGAGUGGUCGCAAUUCAAAAGAAACAGGCGAAAUAAUUCGCCUUUCGCCGACAAAAAGCGCCCGUGGAAUCGGGCCUUAAGGGGAAAGGUCUAUUACGUGCCACAAAAAUCCUAGUGUGCGGAAAAAAUAUUCAGGAGUUUUGUCACUCGUGUCGUGAACAACAAAUGUCAACGUGAUAUUUUCUGUCAUUUGUAUAAAGAAAUUCCUACUGUGCGGCAAUUAAACGGCUCAUGCAUUGCAACUCAUCGCGACAAAGAAGUGCGCAUGCGUGAUAUCACUCAUUGGGGAAAAUCACGCAAAUAGUAUCUAUUACUUUUAAAGUUUGUUCGUUCGCGGCAAGCAGGUAUAUCAAUCGUGUUUCGAUCGCUACUCUGGUUUAAAUAAAUUAUUAAAAAGCCAGUCGAAUUGCAAUCAAGACCUAACGUUUCGACACUCCAGUCUAGUGUCUUUAUCAGGGGUGAUCCAAAGAUGCAAACACGAGAUUGCGUGGGAAAGUAAUUACCAUAAACAAUCGCUAUGGUCAAAGACUUUGCCUAGAAGCGUGGCAUAUAAAUACGAGUAAUCAUGCUUUGAAUAGGGAUGACUGUGCCUAUUUGCCAGAGGAAUAUAUGAUCUCAUUGGCAGGAGUGACUCGUCCCUUGGGUAUGUAAGAAGCCACGAUUGCAUCUUUAGAUCACCCCUGAUGAAGACACUAGACUGGAGUGUCGAAACGUUGGGUCUUGAUUACAAAUCUACUGGGCUUUGUAAUUAUUUAUUUAAACCAGAAUAGCGAGCGAAACAUGAGUAUCUAUUACUGUGGCAGACCAUAGUUGAUUGAUCAAUUUUUAUCCUGCAAUUUCUUUUAGGUUCAGCUCGUUACAUAAAAGCCGAUACAUCCUUCGUUUUCUCCUUCUCCAAUAGAGACGACCUUGCACCUUUUAAAUCUCCAGUCUACCAAAACAACGCGAACGCAAUGUAUACCAAUAACGGUUAUGGUCCUACAUUUGGAGGUGGUCAUGACAUUCACAUUGCUAACAACGCUAAUGGUGGAACAUCGUCCUACACCAACUUUGGUCACACCUACAAACCACCCUCCGAUUAUAAGUAUACCACAAAAGAAGCUAAACAGUUGUUGGCAGGAUCCUACAACUUCACUCCGAGUGAUGUUGAAGUUUAUUAUUUUGACAACGGCAAAUAG